GUCAACAGCAGCAGCUCUGCUGUGGCUUUUCAUUUGCACACGUUUCUGUGCAGCUGUUCACAGUCGCUCUCGACGCUGGGAUGGGAACAAGCUGCAGUACGUCUCCAAAGACCGUAGACUGUCUGUAUGACGUCGCCAGCCACGCAGGUCUGGUCCCUGAUACCUCUCUGGAUGCCUCACUCGCCUCUAUGCUGUCCCUGAACUCCUCCUGGGCUCUGGAGCAGCAGUACUCCACCCUGCAGAGAGGUAUGACCCUGCCACAGAGGACUGCCUUCAACCAUGACCUCCGCACCCUCUUUGGAGGAAACACUACAGUAAGAGUGAGUUACGGGGGUGUGGGUGUGGUUGCCCUGGCCCUUUCAGUCCUGUUUGAGAUGCUAGCCCACCACCAGACCACAGGUACGGGCUCAAGGAGCCCACCUCCAGACCCCAUACGCAGGAUGUUCGGGGCUAAUGCGGGGUCGAACAUCAGCUCCACUGCCAGCGAGUUCCUCAAACAGAUUCCUGGUGCAGUUAAUGACCAAGAAAAGAUGGCAGCUCUGCUGGAGAUUUACGAGAGCAAGCUGCAGUCCAGGCUGGCGGAGCUGUACGACAGGAUGGUGUCUGCGGAGAGGACUGCUCUCAGCUCUGCCGGGGUGAAGCAAUGGAUGAAUGGAGCUGCUCUCCACAUCCACACCUUCCUCCACUGGAAGCGUCUGACCAACUCAUCGGCUGGAGAAGUCUUAAGUCUGCACUACCUGCAUCGUGUCAAGCCUCUGCUCAAGUCCUACAGAGAUUAUUUGCUCAGGAAGGUCAAAGUGUCUCCAGCUGUGAAUCCUGGCAGCAGUGGACUGCUGAUAGUGGAGCCUCUGAGAAACGUGAGCCACGGGGUUCAGCAUAAAGUCUGCGAGAGCAGAGCCAUAGCGCGGGCUCUGGUGGAGCGCUUCCUGUCAAACCAGAACCUGCAGACGGGAGAGCAGUUCUUCCAGAGCUCCCACAAGCACCACGAUGACCUGAUGGCACAGCAAGGACACUUUCUGUUGAGCAUGUUUUAAGAAGUAGUAGCCUGCUUCCAUGUCACACUACAUUACUUUGUGUGGUUACAGGUUACAAUAAAAAAAAAGCCCUGUUCGUGACUAACACAUCCACUGUGUAAUAUUUAGUUAACUGCUCUGUUCUGCUUUAUUGCAGCCUCAGCUAAGGAUAGCGUUACGUUCACCACCAAAGUGUCUUCAUCCUAAUAUUUUUUUCUCUUGUACAGUUAAAAGUGGAAUAUGAUUGAAAAUAUAAACAAUAAAGAAUGAAUCUAUGUCUCAACAUAAUGUCACAUUAACAGUUCACAUCCUGUGUGAGUCCUGGGUUCUGGUUCAGUGUGUGCAGUAUGUGCUGUGGAGUUUAGUGUGUUUAGUGUAACUGUGGUGUAAUUAAAGGAUGUCAUGUGUGCUCUUCACCACUAGAUGACGCUGUGGCCCAAAGAUCUGAGAGCUGCAGCUGAACAUUUUUGACAAACUAAUAUCUGAUUGUGUAACAUGAACACUUUUAAUACAUCUAACAUUACAUUGUAAUAUUAUUGUGUUUCUGUUUCCUU
Toxotes jaculatrix (banded archerfish) is the source of this 1567-nucleotide messenger RNA. RefSeq lists its product as uncharacterized. Lineage: Eukaryota; Metazoa; Chordata; Actinopteri; Toxotidae. The transcript is spliced from 6 exons. The coding region runs from base 81 to 1034 and encodes 317 amino acids. The record is from RefSeq and is a predicted model, not a curated record.